UGACGGCCGUAACAAUUUUCAGACUUGAGAGCGAGACCGGCCGCAUGGCAACGCAGGAGGCGCUGCAGCCGCUGGGGUGGCGCUACGGCGACGGCGACGACGGCAACUUCGUUGUGCGCUGCCGCAGCGUCCCGCUCCUGGUGGCGCUCUUCGGCGUCCUCGUCUGCUUCGUCGCUGUCUGCCUCUACCUCCGCUGGACGUGCCACCGCUACAACAACCGCGACGCGGCUACGCUGCCCACUUAUUACUGGGCUUCGUCCGCCGCGGCGCCGGCCUCCACCGCCUCAGUGAACGGCCUCGACGAUGCCACGAUCGCAGGCUUGCCCGUGAGGCUGUACCGGCCCAGUGGUGCCGGUGCGGACGACGCGGCGCAGUGCUGCUCCAUCUGCCUCGGCGAGUUCGCGGAGGGCGAGAAGGUGAAGACGCUGCCGCGGUGCGGGCACGGCUUCCACCCGGAGUGCGUGGACGUCUGGCUGCGGGCGCGGGCCAGCUGCCCACUGUGCCGGGCCUCGCUCCUCGCGGCCGCGGCCACCACCAAACUAGACGUCGUCGGAAGCGAAGCCGUCUGAUCAAACUCGCUGCGCAGCUGCGGGGCGAAUCGUUGACGCGUACCGGCGCACGCGGGAGGACGCCCUCCCGCCUCGGAGUCGGAGGCGGCCAGGCCGCCCACAUUCCAUUGCGCCGGCCGGUGGUGCAAGCUCUGAUCGCUUCGUUCCAGUUGUACA
Phragmites australis (common reed) is the source of this 725-nucleotide messenger RNA. Its product is annotated as RING-H2 finger protein ATL66-like. Bases 45 to 569 code for a protein of 174 amino acids. The record is from RefSeq and is a predicted model, not a curated record. Lineage: Eukaryota; Viridiplantae; Streptophyta; Magnoliopsida; Poales; Poaceae. The transcript has a single exon. Gene Ontology annotation, biological process: protein ubiquitination.